Messenger RNA from Camellia sinensis, 561 nucleotides. RefSeq lists its product as uncharacterized. NCBI's taxonomy places the organism in Eukaryota, Viridiplantae, Streptophyta, Magnoliopsida, Ericales, Theaceae. The record is from RefSeq and is a predicted model, not a curated record.
AUGAACAAUUUGAAUAAAGCCAUAUUCAAUGGAGAUUUUGAUAAAUUUUCAUCAUCUGAUGAUGAUAUCAUCAUGAUACAACUAUUCGCAGCGCAACAACAAAGAAUACAGACGUUAAGCCUAAACCAACCAACCAUACGUAUUGGUUUCACAAGUGGUCGUCGAUACAUUAAUCGUGAGAGGGUCAAAGGCGACCGACAAAUUUGUAGAGAUUAUUUUACAGAUAAUCCUGUCUAUCCAGAAGAAUACUUCCAAAGACGUUUUCGAAUGAAGCGGUCAUUGUUUGUUAGUAUCUUACAUGAUAUUCAACAAGUGAAUGAGUACUUCAUUCAAACUUGUGAUGCCACUGGUGCUCUUGGAUUAUCCGGUAUACAGAAGAUAACUGCAGCACUUCGGAUCCUGCAAUACGGCGUGCCCGCUGAUGUUGUAGACAAGUACAUUAGAAUCGGCGAAAGUACUGCAAUUGCUGCCUUGAAUUUUUUUACCAAAUCAAUUGUUGCUACGUAUGAAGCCGUUUACUUAAGAACUCCAAAUGAAGCAGAUGUCGCCAGACUAUUGUAA